CUUCUUCAGCCGCAUCGAUCCAAGCAGGGCACCAGUUACCUUACAAAAUAUAUUGAGACUCCAGGGACGUAGUCGUAGAAGAAUCAGAAUAGAAGCCGAUAAGGGACAGGCUAAAGCUUAGAGUGAAGAAGUCUGAACGUGUUGACAAGCAGAUAGGGUUACAUAUGUCUAUGUACGCCUAGGGGUUGCGCGAGCGCGACCGUGCGGUGUUUAGAAUGGCGUUUGUAGAGGUGCACCAACACGACAUCGAUGUGCCGCGCCCGGACUGGCAUAUUGACAUGAAGGCCAUCGAGACGACACCAGCGAGUGUGGUGCUGUACUCUGUAUAUUGUGGCGUACAUGAGAUAGCGGUGCCGUCGUAUUUCGAAGAUCUGGAGUGGCAUGAACGCCUGCAACGCAUGGGCAAGGAGGUCGGGACACAUGGCGGGUAUUGGCCCUUCCACACCCAGCAAUUUAGCCGGCCUCUUUACGAGUUCGUGCGAAGGAACACAUCGAAAGUACUCGGAUUGGGAGGUGAUUAUGAACGACACGAGGUUGCAGACGGCAACAACGCCGAUAAAAAUAGCCAAGAUUUCUCAACGACGGAACUCGAUUUGGAUGUCACAGAUCACGGUGCCGCCGUUGCAGCAGCUGAUGCGACUUGCCAAAGCAGGCCAGCCCAGUUUGUAGUGCUUCUAUUUGAUACAGUAUACGCCGAUGCUGCUGUUGCGCCAGCAGUAGUCACGGCGAUCGGGAUGAAACACUUUCGGAAACAGCGCCUCUCACCCCCUGAGUUACACGCAACCUGUUUUGCGUCGACUGCGGACGACGAUUUGCGCAUCAUUACAGUGGGCAUGCGGCUGGAGGAUCUACUGCUCAGGUGUGAAAGUGGUCGGAGCUGUGAUCAUUCUUGUCACUACGGUGAACAAGAGGAAGAGAAAAUAAAAGUUUCAGAAGCAGAGAUGGAGGACAGAAUGGUACGAGCAGUGCUGCGUGACCUAGGCCUGAUGACCUCCGGUGCGGAUCAUGACGCAUUUGCAACGGGUCACUCUAGCGCUAGCGGACCGGCUCUUCUGGUAAAGAUCCCGAAUGGCGAGCCGCGGAACCUUUUGCAGUGUCCCGCAUUCUUUGAGGGGUUCGGGCACGUCUUCAGUAACGCCGAAGGGAACAGCACCAACGCCGAAGAGAACAGCACCAGUAUCCCUUGCUGUCUCUCACUCGGCGCAAAAAAGACCACGCCAAGCACAUCAACGAACAUAGAAGAGUAUCUGCCAAGGACACGCGACGCCCUUUUUGAACGGUGGCUAUCGUUGCUCUGUGCCUCGCCGCUUGUGGCUUCGGAGAUGCGCCACUUUUGCGGAUACUGGCGCGCUACCUUCCCGGGUGAUGUAAAUGCUGGUGGCGGCGUCCGCUUUCACUUUGAGAUUAUGGUCGAAGAAGGACGCUAUCUCGUGCUCCACAAAAGAGAAGAGUACUUUUCCUGCGCAGAAGAACGAGCGGAACUGGGGCUCCGCUGUAGCCGUCCGCGAAGAAAGCGCCGCGCUAGGGGAGGCGUAACAGAGCCCGCUGAUGUAGUCCCAAGGUUCGGCUUGGUGUGUGGAAGCACGGACAGAGGCGAUUAUCUUCAAACAGGGGGAUGGCCUCGAAAGGACAAGUAUCUCAUCGGGACGGUGGAAGAGCUCUCGAAACUACAUAUAACAUCCCCCGGGACACAGACUCGCAGGUGGAUUCAGAGGCGGAUAGACUCUGCACUGGAAUACUGCUUGGAAGACAAAUGGUCAGAAGUGCAAUCUGGCGGAAGUGUGCGCUGGCAAAAAAUAUACCAGCCUUUCGGAGACACGUUACGCGAAGAAAUUGAGCGAGAAGCUUUGCGGGAGUGGGUUUUUCGCAUGCAAAAAAGUGAAACAGAAACAGAUCUUGCGGAUCUGAUAGAUCCGCCAUCUAGACCAAUAUCUUCGUUUGCUCGCGUGUCUUGCCGCUGCGUUUCGACUAUCUCGCCGUCGGAUGGCACGCAAGAGGGACGGAGAAAAAUGCCUGUGGUUCUCCUGGAGAAUGUUAGGACGUUUGGGGACAUCUUGCGCUUUUUUGAAAGUCAGUACGGCGAGGAAGUCGGACUGCGAUUUCCGUCGCACUCUCUGCGUCCACACAUAGCCAAUUGGUUUUUUUUGAAAAUUAAAGAAGAGGGCUGCGUUGAUGGAGAACACAAUUUUUACUGCGAGACUGACCAGAGUCUGAGUCAUCCAUAUCCAGACUGUAAGCCUCUUCACGCAGAGCCAGAACCAGAAGCUGCGGUGCGUGAUCGCGCAUUGCUGUUCGGAAGCACAUCGGCGCUAGGCAUCAUCACACGGAUUUUUGCCGAUGUUCCCGUGACAGCUAUAUUUCAAGAACUGCCUCGUUCUCCACCGGCGACGUGUGACCAGAAACAGUGUGAAAAGGGCGCCGCUCGUCUCUACAAUUUCGAAGGCCUCGUUUGCCGUCUGGUCAAGGAACAGCGACGCUUUGGCAGGGUGUGGCAGUGAUAAGUAUAUAAUGAUGAGGAGUUUAGAAGAAGAAGCAAAGCUUAGUUUUAACGUCACCAGUUGUAAAUAUAGCUUCUCUUCCGGUAGUGUCUCAUCCCUUGGCCGCAUGUUUUCCACGCAUAGAUCGACUCGAUUUGGGAGUCGAAAUCGAAACGACCGAUACGCGCAUUUACGAUGGGUAAAACUAAAAAAGAUAAAAAUGUAUUGCAAAAUAUAGAAGUACAUUUAUAGUGUCUGUGUCCUUUAUUCGGAUGAGGGUCCGACUUUCCGACGGAUUUGAGCUUGACUUUUCAGAAGCAGUUACAU
Amoebophrya sp. A120 is the source of this 2804-nucleotide messenger RNA. The record is from the annotation of a GenBank genome assembly. NCBI's taxonomy places the organism in Eukaryota, Dinophyceae, Syndiniales, Amoebophryaceae.